Molecule: messenger RNA, 2592 nt
Organism: Gekko japonicus
Lineage: Eukaryota; Metazoa; Chordata; Lepidosauria; Squamata; Gekkonidae
Product: protocadherin gamma-B5-like
Exons: 1
Coding region: 1-2592 (863 amino acids)
Biological process (GO): homophilic cell-cell adhesion
Cellular component (GO): plasma membrane
Molecular function (GO): calcium ion binding
Source: RefSeq, a predicted model, not a curated record
AUGAGAGAUGAAGGAGGCCGUUUUAUUUUUAAAGUUCCUCCAGAACUGAAAUCCUCUUCAUGUCUCAGGGGCGAUCAGGUAAAGAGAACGACAUUUCAAAUAUCUUACUGCAAAGGGAUGGAAUGUUUGCAAAUGCUAGAAUCUAGAAAGGCAGCUCUGAUGAGAGUGGUGAGAAAUGAAGAUAGGACAAAGGAGAUCCAGAGGAAGGCACUAUUUUUGCUCAUAUUCUUGUCUUUGUUCUGUUGGGUGAGGUCUGAGCAGGUUCAGUAUUCAGUUCUGGAGGAAACAGAAGAGGGAUCUUUUGUAGGAAAUCUUGCCAAAGAUUUGGGAUUGGAUGCAAGAGAGUUAUCAAAACGCAAGCUUGGUAUUUCUUCAGAAAAGCAGUAUUUCACUCUUAAUGAACAGAAUGGCAACCUGUAUGUGAAUGCCAGGAUAGACCGGGAAGAAAUUUGUGGGGAAUCGCUCUCUUGUGUCCUAAAAUUAGAAGCUGUUGUGCAUAAUCCUUUGAAUGUAAUUCACAUCCAAGUUUUUAUCAAAGACAUCAAUGAUAACGCUCCUCAUUUCCAAGAGGAUAAUAUCAGACUCAAAGUGAGUGAAUCAAACUUGCCUGGAACUCGGUUUUCCCUUGGAAACGCUGAAGAUGAAGACAUUGGGAUGAACUCCCUCCAGAAUUACCAGUUGAGUUCAACUCCUUAUUUCAAACUAGAUGUUAAAGAGAGUGAAGACGGUGAUAAAUAUGCAGACUUAAUAUUGCUGAAACAGCUGGACAGGGAAAAAGAACACACACUACACUUGGUCCUUACAGCUCUGGAUGGGGGAGAACCAGUGAAAACUGGGACCACUAACAUGCUGGUAACGGUAAUAGAUGCUAAUGAUAAUAUGCCGAUUUUUAGCCAGGCAGUGUAUAAGGUAAGCUUAAAGGAGAAUGCACCCAGAGGAACUUCUGUGCUGCAAGUAAAAGCAUCUGACAGUGAUGAAGGAUCGAAUGCUGAGAUUAUUUAUUCUUUCCACAAAAUCCCAGAAAGUGCCAGGCAGAAAUUCAUCCUGGAUCCCCAAGAUGGAACAAUCACAGUUAAGGAGAUGAUCGAUUAUGAAGAAAAACAAAGUUAUGUGAUGAUAAUACAGGCAAGUGAUGGGGGUGGUUUAGUGACACAUUGUAAAGUGGAGAUUGAGGUUUUAGAUGUGAAUGACAAUCCUCCAGAAGUAGUUCUUACUUCUGUAUCCACUCCAAUUCCUGAAGAUUGCAUGCCUGGAACGGUUGUUGUUUUGCUGAAAGUUCAUGACAAGGAUUCUGGGAACAAUGGGGAAGUCACUGGUCAGCUGAGAGACGUUGUACCUUUCCAGAUACUUCCAUCUUCAGAUAAUUACUUCAAGGUCCUCACAGAUAGCUAUCUUGACAGAGAAAAGAUUCCAGAGUAUAACAUUACAAUCAUAGCCACAGACAAGGGAAUCCCAUCUCUCUCCACAUACAAAACCAUCUCUCUACAGAUCUCAGAUAUCAAUGAUAACCCUCCAGCCUUCGAAAAGUCUUCCUAUACCGCCUAUGUGCCAGAAAACAACCCAUCCGGAUCCUCCAUUUUCAGGGUCAAGGCCUCUGACCCAGAUGUUGAUAGCAAUGCACGAAUCACUUACUCCAUCCUCAAGAGCAACAUUGAGGCCCUGCCUCUCUCCUCCUACCUCUCUAUUAAUUCUGAGACUGGCACUAUUUAUGCACAGCGCUCCUUUGACUAUGAGCAAUUCAGGGAGUUCCAGAUUCAAGUGCAGGCCCAAGAUGGAGGCUCCCCCUCCCUCAAUAGCAGUACCACGGUGAGAGUAUGUAUUCUGGAUCAGAAUGAUAACAUUCCACAAAUCCUCUAUCCUUCCCAAGGGACUGAAAGUUCAUCUUUGUUUGAGAUGGUGCCUUGGUCAGCUGAAUCUGGUUAUCUGGUGACGAAAGUGGUGGCAGUGGAUGCUGACUCUGGACACAAUGCCUGGCUCUCUUUCCACCUGCUGCAGGCCACUGAGCCCUCUCUUUUCACCAUUGGGUCCCACACAGGAGAGAUCAAAACAGCCCGAGCAUUACUGGAGAGGGAAGCUGUGAAGCAGAGGCUGGUCAUUAUGGUGAAGGAUAACGGACAGUCUCCUCUCUCAGCAACCGUGACUCUGAACCUCGUCUUUGCUGAGAACUUCCAGGAGGCGCUUCCAGAAAUGGACACUCAACCCAGUGAUUCAGACUAUCAGUCUGAUCUCCAGUUUUAUUUGGUUCUGGCCUUGGCCUUGGUGUCGUUUCUAUUCCUUGUGACAGUAACACUGACCAUUAUGAUGAAACUUCGACAGUCAAAGAAUCCAACCUUUCUUCAAUGCUUUAUUCCUGAUGCGAAGACUGGUGCCAUUUUUCCUCCCAAUUAUGAGGAUGGAACUUUGCCAUAUUCAUACCAGGUCUGCCUGUCUUCUGAAUCCAGGAGAAAUGAGUUAACUUUCCUGCAGCCCACUGUCCAAAUAGCAGAGAAUAUCCUCUGUAAUGUAAAAUCUGACAUUUCCCUGAUGCUGAAUGGAGAAAACCAUUUAGAAGAUGAUUCAGAGAAUGUGGAGAAGGUAAGCUCUGUGUUUUGA